CUACAUCUGCCUUCUCUUUCCGAAUCCUCAAGUCGGCCUGAAGGGAAAUCUGACAAGAUGCGUGAGUGUAUCUCUAUGCAUGUUGGCCAAGCUGGGGCCCAAAUGGGAAAUGCAUGCUGGGAGCUUUACUGUCUGGAGCACGGUAUUCAGCCAGAUGGACAGAUGCCCAGUGAUAAGACAAUAGGAGGAGGAGACGAUUCCUUCAACACCUUCUUCAGUGAGACUGGAGCAGGGAAACAUGUUCCACGUGCCAUCUUUGUUGAUCUAGAACCCACUGUGAUUGAUGAGGUGCGCACAGGCAUAUAUCGCCAGCUGUUCCUUAAAUCGUCCUCCUCCCAUUUUCACCUCAAAAUUAUUGGGAAGCUAUGCCUCCCCUGA
Molecule: messenger RNA, 378 nt
Organism: Sinocyclocheilus grahami
Lineage: Eukaryota; Metazoa; Chordata; Actinopteri; Cypriniformes; Cyprinidae
Product: tubulin alpha-3 chain-like
Exons: 3
Coding region: 58-378 (106 amino acids)
Biological process (GO): microtubule-based process
Cellular component (GO): microtubule
Molecular function (GO): GTP binding; structural constituent of cytoskeleton
Source: RefSeq, a predicted model, not a curated record